UCUCCCAUAAGGCAGACGGCCGUGGAUGGCCGUUGGGAAUACUCUGUGAGCCUGCAGCUACCAUAAGAGGACGGUAAUCUCCAACAGAUGUAGAGGAUUGCUAAAGGAUGAGUUUCAAAUGAAAAAAGAUGUGAGCGAUGAGACAGAUGACCGAGUGCCACAAUUCAAGAAGAAGGCAAAGGAACUUCGUAUCCUGGAUGCCAAGACAGCGCAGAAUCUGUCAAUUUUCCUGGGCUCGUUCCGCCUGCCUUAUGAAGAGAUCCGGGACAUUGUGCUGGAGGUAGACGAGGAAAGACUGAGUGAAUCACUCAUCCAGAUGAUUGUUUGGAGAGAUGAACGUGUGGUCCCUUCAGGCAUCGGGAAAUUGCACCGGGGGAUGAAACAGACUUGUGGAGGUCUUCAAUUCUCUUCCUGAUAAUUUGGAGAAAAAAAACUUCCCCCCAUGAUGUCACACCAGGAAAGUAGGCCUUAUUAUUACGG
Messenger RNA from Fundulus heteroclitus (mummichog), 480 nucleotides. Its product is annotated as protein diaphanous homolog 2-like. Gene Ontology annotation, biological process: actin filament polymerization. Bases 119 to 415 code for a protein of 98 amino acids. The record is from RefSeq and is a predicted model, not a curated record. Gene Ontology annotation, molecular function: actin binding; microtubule binding. The transcript has 4 exons. NCBI's taxonomy places the organism in Eukaryota, Metazoa, Chordata, Actinopteri, Cyprinodontiformes, Fundulidae. Gene Ontology annotation, cellular component: actin filament; cytoplasm.